Polypterus senegalus (gray bichir) is the source of this 3096-nucleotide messenger RNA. It is a transcript of the gene chic1, whose product is annotated as cysteine-rich hydrophobic domain 1. Lineage: Eukaryota; Metazoa; Chordata; Cladistia; Polypteriformes; Polypteridae. The transcript is spliced from 6 exons. The record is from RefSeq and is a predicted model, not a curated record. Bases 25 to 546 code for a protein of 173 amino acids.
CUUCCUGGCAAUGCGGGUGACGUCAUGAGCGUCCUGCUGCCCAACAUGGCGGACUUUGAUACUAUCUAUGAGCUGGACGAAGAGGAGGAGCGGGUGGUGAGCGAGGAACACCUCACGAGAUACUGUCCAGAGUCAGUUGUCAUGCGGGGAGCCGGGCACAUUACCGUAUUUGGUUUGAGCAACAAGUUUGACACCGAGUUUCCUUCAAUUCUUACAGGGAAGGUUGCCCCAGAAGAAUUCAAGACAAGUAUUGGUCGAGUCAAUGCAUGUUUAAGAAAGAACCUUCCUGUAAAUAUAAAGUGGCUACUUUGCGGGUGCCUUUGCUGCUGUUGCACACUGGGCUGCAGUCUUUGGCCGGUUAUUUGUCUCAACAAAAGAACAAGAAGAUCAAUACAAAAGUUAUUAGAGUGGGAAAACAACAGACUCUAUCAUAAGCUUGGACUACACUGGAAAUUAAGUAAAAGGAAAUGUGAAAGCAGUAAUAUGAUGGAAUAUGUAAUUCUUAUAGAAUUUUUACCCAAAUAUCCUAUAUUUCGACCUGACUGAAGAAAUGUACAAGAACUCCUGGCACAAGUUUUCAUUCCUACCCUUAGUGCCUUGUAGUUAAGUUGGAUGAGCAACUUUCUGCACUGCUGUGUUGUAAUAAAUGUACCCACUUCCCUUUACAAUAGAAUCUCAACACUGUCACUUUCCUUUAGAGCAAAUUUUGCACAUUCAUUUAUUUACAUUAAGUGAUGAUCCUUUGUUGCACUUUGUUAUGGUUGCUGAACUUUGUCAUGAUGAACAAGUAGGGUAAUCACAAGAAAACUAUAAAAUGUGCAGAGGAUAAAGUGCCACUUGACCUCAGCUUGUUCUAUAUAACUGUAAAAAGUUAUGUAGAAACUGAAAAGUUGGAGUUGUUGUUUUGUUUUUGUUAUUUUGUUAUGUAGCAAAUCAGAUGGCUGUUUUAUGUCAAAGUUUUCAAUAUCUGAUUACUGAUUUGCAUUCAGGGAUCUAUAAAAGAUCAGUCUUCUGUCCAUCUGUUUAAAUAUAAAAAAUGUAUGUAUGUGUUGUGUGUGUGUGUACGUGUACAUAUAUGUGUGUGUGUAUAUAUAUAUAUAUAUAUAUAUAUAUAUAUAUAUAUAUAAUAUCACAGUCAAUUUUUCAUUGAAAAAGUGUUCAAUUAGUUCAGAGUAAUAAUGUAAAACAUUAAACAGAGGCAAAAAAAACACCAUCGAUCUGUAUUGCACUUUGGAAAUUAAGGGAGGUCAAGAAAAAGAGUCUGUAUAUUCUGCUUUAAUACAUAAUGUACAGUGUGUUAUGCUAUUGUUUACAGAAUGUAAUAUAGCUCUUUAUUGUAUUGCCAAGAAUUUAUUGUACAUUUCUUUAUGAAUGAAAUUUCUUAGAAACUUAUAAACUUUUAUGGACCAGUUUACCUUUAAGCCAUAAUAAUUGUAUUUGUAGUAUUAGGUCAGGGGUUGAAAUUUGCACUUGAGUUAUAAUAAGUUAAUAUGGCCUAAUUUAAGUAUAUGUAUGUACAUAUACACACCAACCCAUAGAAGCAAAAUGUUUUAGAGAUUUUAUCAGAGAACACAAAAGAGAGAUUCAAUUAUUAAAUCGGUAGUUUCCCUGAUGUACAUAGGUUUGGUUGGUAGCAGGGAUAGUAAUAAUUUGUUUAAAGUUAAAUGUGAAUAAUUAAAUCUUAUUUGACACCAAAACAACAGGCAAAUGUAUAAUUUUUAUUUACUGCACUUUUAAAAGCUCAGUAUACGUUUUGUAUUUUUUUUUUAUUUUUGUUGUAUGGCAGAAUAAAUAAUUCAGUUUAUUCACCUUUUAAGACUUUCAAAUUUUAUAAUUACUUGACUUAAUCUGCCAUUUCUGUUUACAAGAUUAUUUUUGAAAAACGUUUUGCACCAUAUAUAGGUAUAAACCAUAGCAUAUUUACACACUCUGUCAUAGAUGUCCCCCUAAAUUACUACAUUUAUUUCAGUAAAAAUACAAAACAAUAUGUAAUAACAAGGCAAUUUUUUAUACCAUAGUUACAAAAGAAUUGAGUGAACUACAUAAUUAGGUUUUUUUUUUUUUUACACUGAGACCCUACUCAUAAAAAGGCUCAAUAUUAUGGGAAAUGUGUCAGUUUUUGAGGGUUAUAUGCUAUUACAACUGCAAGUACCAUUUUACAUGAUAACAUUACUAAUAGCUGUGGCAUAAUUCCAAAGUUUUUUAAACUUAAAUUGUCUCUGAAACAUAAUCAGAUAACGCUUGAAGACAUAUAAAUGUACAUUUUGCUUCUUAUUUUACUAAUGAUCUGAGUGAAUGUGUCAGGUAAGACCAAAUGCACUAAAGUUUAAAAUGCACAAAAUUGAUUGAUUUGGUUUUGAUGUACAGUUAUACUGAUGUUUUUGUAUCUUGUCAUCCAGGCAUAUGGCCUUACUAGGCAGGUUUCAUGUUUGUUGUAACAAGAUAAUAAAGGGUAUAUUAUAAUUUGUUUAGAUGGAAUAAAAGCUUAUUUUUAUAGGUCACAUUUCAGUUUGCCAGUAUUUUUCAAAGAAUUGUCAGUCCAGAGUGGUGAUUUUUUUUAUUAAAGUUAAUGUCUGUUGGUUAUAUAAUAAUGUAUUUAUGUAACAGCCAGUCUUAAAGUAAUAUUUAAUACCUGUAUGAAUGGUUAAGAGAAACUGAUUUUUAAACAUUCAUGCUAUAUUAAAUUAACUGAUGUUAAACUCAUUUUGUGCAUAUUUUAGUUUCAUUAGAAUAUAAUAAUUUAAUUAUGUAAACCUUUUCUGAUAACUAACUUGUACUUAAAUGUUGUUGUCUCAUUAUGAGGUUUUUAAAAGAUUUUUCAGAAGAAGAAAAAAACACACAUUGGCACUACAAGUGGCUGGGAAAAGAACACUUUUUGAGACAUAAAAACAAUUGUAUCACCACAUUUUGGCCACAAACCAUUUUCAGAUUGCAGAUUGUAUACUGUAGUUGGGCAUAAUUGAAAAUGUGCCAAAAGAAACUGAAUGGUGUACUUGUGGAAAUCUGUGAAUGCCACUUUUGUCACUUGUUUGUUAUAAAAUAGACGCGAAAAAUCUCAGGAUUGAAAUGUUCUAAUAAAGGUAACAUGAUUCACAA